Molecule: messenger RNA, 921 nt
Organism: Triticum turgidum subsp. durum (durum wheat)
Lineage: Eukaryota; Viridiplantae; Streptophyta; Magnoliopsida; Poales; Poaceae
Source: the annotation of a GenBank genome assembly
AUGGCAGGGAUUGAAUCCACGGGACUGCUAGCGAAAUCACGACUCGACUUUUCUCUCAACCUGCAGGGCGAUUUCAAGGACGUGGAGGACAGGAAGCACAGGGCCGUCUAUGAGACGCUCGCCGACUCCGACCAGAAGCUGCAGUACUACUCCGCCCGGCAGAUUGGUUGCCGUCUGCUCGGGAGCAGGGGGUACCUGUGCCAGAAGUGUUGGCUACCAAUGGAAGAUUGUAUGUGCUCAAAACUCGCCCCUUGCAAUUUGUGGAGGGGGAUAAGAUUCUGGCUAUACAUGCAUCCAAAGGACUUCUUGCGGCAAAACAACACUGGAAAGUUACUCUGGCAAGUCUUUGGCAUCCAAGCUGCGUCGUUGUGCCUCUUUGGCAUCCAAGAGCAUGAAGAUAUUAUGUGGGAUGCAUUCCAGCGUUCAGGAAAGGCGAAGGUCUCAUUUCUCUACCCAAACAAGAGUGCAACCCCCAAGUCUGUCAAUGAUCUUAAAUUUGAUGAUUUUACCAUGAAUGCUGGCCUUCAGGAGGGAGGAGUGCAACAUGAACCUCUUAACUUAGUUUUGCUUGAUGGUACCUGGAGUAAUUCUGCUGCAUUAUACAGAAGGCUGAAGGAGAGAUGGGCUGCAAUAUGGGGGGAGGAAGAUAUACCUUGUAUCUCACUGUCUAUGCUGAGCGCCUCGGUGAUGCAUAAACUGCGACCUCAGCCGGCAUGGGAUCGUACCUGCACUGCAGCAGCCGCAGCCGGCCUCCUCUCAGAACUGCACAUGCGGCCUGAGCUCAGCGCGUUUAAACUGGAAGAGCAAGCCGAGGCAGUAGAGUGCUCGCUGGAUAUCUUGCUAGACGCUCUCACCGUGCGACGGGUUCGCCUGGGUCGAUCAAUUACUCGAAAGCAGAGACAUAGAAGAGACUGCAUAUAG